Apiotrichum porosum is the source of this 3405-nucleotide messenger RNA. RefSeq lists its product as uncharacterized. NCBI's taxonomy places the organism in Eukaryota, Fungi, Basidiomycota, Tremellomycetes, Trichosporonales, Trichosporonaceae. The transcript has 11 exons. The coding region runs from base 1 to 3405 and encodes 1134 amino acids. The record is from RefSeq and is a predicted model, not a curated record.
AUGAGCGACCCACAGCCUUCCUCGCCUGUGGAGGAGCACGACGACCAAGUCAAGCACGAUGCAUCUGAUGUAGGCUCGGACGGUGAGGGAGACGUCAAGGCCACCACCAAACCGAAGAAGGCCGGAAGGCCACCUCUGUUCGCCAAGGCCCCCAAGUGGAAGGACAUUCCCUCGUGGUUUUCGCGCACCGACUGCCCUCUACUGCAGCUCCCUGAUCACAUUCUCAACCGCUGUUUUGCUCUCGACACCGGCCUCUCGCUGCGCGACUAUGUCGCCCUCGCUGGCGUCAACAAGUUCUUCCGGACCCAGCUGGAUGACAAAGUCUUCCACGAAAUCUGCGUAUACCACAACCUCAUUCCCACCGAGCGAGAGCUUAAGAGUGGCCCCCUCCUCUCCGACAUGAUCGUCAGUCGCCCCGUGCCCGAAUGGUACAAGCAGCGCAGCCGCAAGCCCCUCCGCUCAAUCCAAGGCUCCCAUUACAUGCCCCGUGGCGAUCGCCAGUACUGGUCCAAGCCCCAGUACAAGGUGUAUCGCCAGGAGCGCGAUAUUCACCUGGCCUGCGAACGGCUCAAGCGCUACCAGGAAGGUCUGGACGCUGCCGAACGUCGCAAGCAGGCUGUGGGCGAGAUUGAAUCGCAUCCGGCUGUGCGUGAUGGCAAGGUUCUCCGCCAAGUGAUUGGCAUCGUUGCGGGUCUACAGCACGGCGAGCCCGCAGUCAAGAUUGGUCUCGACGGACCCAAAGGCCUCGUCUCUCGCAUCGACGUCAACAAGGUCGCCACAGUUGGCCGCAAGACUUGGGACGAGGCUGGCCAGAAUGCCCUCAAGAAGCACCACGCCGACCUCAUCCAGCGAGCUACACAGCCGCCCAAGAAGGACAGCGAGACCACCGACGAAGACAGCUAUGAUGAGGCAAGCGACUCUGAUGGCUUAGCGUCUCGCCCAAAGAAGCGCAAGAGGCGUGUUGGACGCCGCCGUCCAUGGAGGGUCCCCGAGACACCAACAGACUCCGAGUCGGAUGAGUUCGAGUGGGACGUCAAGGGCAACUAUAUCAUUCACGACUUUUGGCCCAGCAUAUACCGUGUCAGGGCUGCCGACUCGCUCAAGGACGCCCGCAUCAACAAGAAGACUGCAAAGGACAACUUCAAGGUCACUGAUGGCGAGCUCCUGACGCUCAAGCAUGUUCUGGUUCACAACCCCAUGAACUCUACCGCCCCCAAACGGCUCUUCCUGGCCGCUUCGGUCGAAGCCCUUGCGUACUGCUCGCAUGGUGGACCCAUUGGUCACCGUGAAUAUGUCACGAAGAUGAACGAGCGUUCCGUUAAGAACCGUGCGACUCGCAAGAACAACAUUGAGAAGAAGAAGGCUGACGGCACGCUGGACUACGAUGCGAUGAGCGACAGCAAAGGCACAACACGUGCAUUUGGAGGACGGCCGUCCCCGCCUGCGUCUGGCGCAACCACCCCUCCCCCGUCAGUGACUCCAGGCGAGGCGUCCCCCAUGGCAGAGAAUGACGAUGGCGGUGAUGACGAUGGAUUCCCCACCGAGAGCGAGUUGCAGGACAUCCAGGCGACGCUAGAUGGCCUGGAUACCGACAAGUCGGGCGACGACGCUGCGUCGCAGAGAGACCAACUGGCCACCAUGCUGCGCUCACUGGUCGACACCUACACUUCCCGGGUCCCUUUCCUGCUUCAACAGGUUGCGGCACAGCAGGAAACUAUAGCCACCCUCCAGCAGCAAUCGCGCCUUUCCAAGUGCAUGAUUGACAUUGAGCGUGACCGAUUUGCCGCAGAGCGCACCAGCUGGCAGGCCGAGAUCCGUGCUUUGAUCCGCGUCCGCGACGCUGAAGCGGCCGCUGUCAACCAGCCCCGGCGAGUUCUUGAUCUCGAUGUCGGAUACCACAAGGAGCUGGAGAAUGCCAACAAACGUCUUGAGAUGGAUAACCGCCUGAUGGCGCCUCGACUUGUCGACACACAGCAGCAGAUCGAAUCUCUCGUCACCGAGCUGCGUCAUCUCCGUACCCAUGUCUUGCUUGACACUACUGUCUUGGGUGGUGCCGUUGAGGCCACUGCUGGGCCCUCUGGCGCCUCGGCGUCACCUGCCGGUCCGCCUACUCGUCAGCCACAGCGGCAGGUCAACCGCAACACCAUGGGCGACGCACGAGCUGAACACUUGCUCCUUGCUGCCAAAAAGGUGCGCUCAAUGCGCAACACUGGCACCAACGUGGGCCGGCUCACUCUUGACGAGCUGCAACGUCACGGUGUCAUCGGUCCCGACGGCGGUGUGGGAUAUUCGGAGGGUUACGGUCGUGACGGUGAAGAGGUGCACGCCGAGUCGGACGAAGAAGAGAAGAAGGUGUUUGCGUCGCCAUCACAAGAGCGUCGAGGCAGCGCUUCGGCGGCCAAGGGAACGCCCUUGCUGCCGCGAGCCCGAAAGCCCGCCAAGCGCGCUGUGCCUACAACUCCUUCUCGCAACCGCGGUGUCCCUCAGGUCCCGCAGACCACUCCAGGAGGCAGCAACUUUAACGACUUGCUCCUUGCGGCCGAGAUGGCCACUCGACCUGGCACCCCGACCCGCGACCACCAUCCUGCCCAUGUCAUGUCGGCCACUCGGAGCACCACUACUGCCCGUGUGCCCUACGUGUACCACAGCCCAAGCAAGAAGCAGAGGCGGAACGAGCCGCCCGCCACAAUCGAGUGGUCGACGCGCCGUCACCUCAACCAGGAAGGCGAGGGCUCCCCCCGUCGGUUUACUUCCCAGGAAGAAGUCUCAGCCUCGGCCCUCGACCUUUUGGCCCAGGCAAGCCAGGAUGUUGCGCAGAGUGGCGGCUCCGCCGCCAGCCGCUUCGAGGGCAUGAUCUCGGAGCGUGAACGCCGCGACACUGCGGUAAGCAGCCGCAGCGCGACCCCACUUGGCCCCGCUAUCAACCUGGACGACCGUGGGCGCUCGCUACCAUCGUCGCAGGCCCAUACACCAGCCCGUGGAUUCCCUUCUGCCACCCAAGACGACCCGUUCAACGAUGUCGCCAACAACACUGCCGCUUUCCAGAGCCCAACAGGCGCGGCUGUUCCUGGGUUGGGCAAGUACGUCCACCUCACAAGCACCAUGCCCGCCCGUCGUGUGCGUUCGCCGUAUCUCAAGUGGACCAAGGAGGAGGACGAGCUCCUCACUCGCGCGGUCAUGGAGCAUGGUGAAAAGUGGGACCUGGUCAGCAAGUGUGUGCCUACACGUAGCUACCACCAAGUGCGCCAAAGGUGGCUGCGCAAGACUGGAGCGUUUGACAAGAAGCCCGCCAACCAGACACCUGGCCAGACGCCAACCAACGACCCGUCACCGCUUGGCCGCGGCUCUGUUCCCGGAGAGCAGGCAAGUCCGACGCCGAAAGGCAGGAAACGCAAGGAUCCCUGA